GACGGAGCUUCUGUCGUUCAAACACAGGUGUUAGCCGCAUUGUAAGGCGAUGAGCAGUAGGUACCCUGGCUGGCGCUCGGGGUGAUCCGGGGGAAGGAGAUCGCUGUCGGAGGCCGAGACCCCUGGGCAGGAAAAUGGGAGAUGGCUGUACGAGCAGAGAUGGCGUUAUAUCUGGCGGCCGCCUUUGUGCUACUACGUAGCUGUAGGUGCCUUGACAAUGAGACGACGACGACGAUGUUCACGAUAUACCCGGAAGAUCUGAAUGCGACUGAGAUUACAACACCGCUCAACGGCUCCGCCACCGAAAACAGCACAAUACCUGAGAGUGCGACAGAGGCUGAAACGGCGCCGACGGACAUAGAGACUACGGUGUUCCAGGGGUUAACACAGAACCCGGGGACGGUGCAUAGCCAAAGGGAGUUCGUAUCCCCCAGCACUGCCGCAGCGGAGACAACGGCAGCCGUGACCCCGGCCCCGACAGUCCCCAUCACCAGAGGCCCUACUACGAGCAGCAGCACCACUGAAGAUGUAGUUACUGAGAGUCCUACAACGCCUACAUUAGAUGGACCCGUCACUAGCACAAGCAUACCUGCUGCAAUUACUACAGUGGAAGUUCUUCUAUCAAGCAAAAGUUUAAUAACUACAACAUUGCAAACAUUUUAUAUAACAACAUCACCUGAUAAUACUACAUCUGCUGUAGCAGAUAUGUCAUGGACUCAAUUCAAUAUCAUCAUCCUGACAGUCAUUAUAAUUGUGGUGGUCCUGUUGAUGGGAUUUGUGGGGGCUGUAUAUAUGUAUAGAGAGUAUCAGAGCCGGAAGCUCAACGCUCCUUUCUGGACCAUUGAACUGAAAGAGGACAAUAUCAGUUUUAGCAGUUACCAUGACAGCAUCCCCAAUGCCGAUGUUUCUGGUCUUCUGGAAGAUAAUGCAAAUGAAAUUGCUCCAAAUGGCCAACUCAUGUUGUCUGCUCCUAUACACAACUAUAAACCAUAAAAGAAAACUUGUAUACCUGGUAUUUCUAGGUCGACUUGACUUAAAUAUUGAAAUUAAUAUCUUCAAGAACUGUGAUGUAUUGGACAACUAACUCAAUGUUCAAUAUUGAACGUGGCAUUUUGGAUAUUUUUUUAUUUUAUUUAAUAAAACCAUGGCUUGCUUUUCCUUUAAAGAAAGUGAAGCCAAACUUUUUUUUUUUUUUUUUUUAUGUUUUAGGAUUAUUUAAGCAGUUUUACUUUUUUCAUUGCAUCAUGUGUUCAGUUUGUCCAUAUUCCUUCUUUUAAAUUGUCUUACACCUUUUAGUAAUUGCUAAAAAAAAAAACGAAAAGAAAAAAAAAACAAUAUAAGCGGAAUAUCAUUUUCCAGACGCUCUGCAUAGAUAGGAAUUGCCCAACUAUUGUCAAUAAAGAAAUUCUAUUAAACAGA
This is a messenger RNA of Hyla sarda, 1419 nucleotides long. RefSeq names its product multiple EGF like domains 9 (gene MEGF9). The record is from RefSeq and is a predicted model, not a curated record. The coding region runs from base 142 to 993 and encodes 283 amino acids. NCBI's taxonomy places the organism in Eukaryota, Metazoa, Chordata, Amphibia, Anura, Hylidae. The transcript is spliced from 2 exons.